AUGCCUCAUAAACUCCUCAAGUUACUCCUGGGAAGUUACCAGUGGCUGGCCAGUUACUGGCCCAUCCUUAUGCCAAGGGGAAUCCGCCUAUACACAUUUGAACAGAUCCCGUUAUUCAUGAAAGAAAACCCAUACAUUACAGAUGGAUACAGAGCCCGUUUAAAAUCCAAACUCUGUUUAAAAAGGUAUGUCAAGAGAAUAGUAUAGCUAAACUCAAUGUAACGUAGUACGUUGUUAUACAGUGUUGUUGCUAGUUGUUGUAUAGCCUGGUCCCAGGUCUGUACUGUCUUGCCAACUCAUAUGGUCCUCGUCACACCAAACAAAAUGACCAUAGCAGUUGGCAAGACAGCACAAACAGAUCUGGAACCAGGCUAGUUGUUGACAGUGUUGUGUAUUGUUUUCCACCACUCUAGCAUAUUUGUGCUGUCCAAUGAGACAGUCAACAUAUGGACUCAUCUGUUGGGCUUCCUCCUGUUCUUCCUACUGGGGGUGAAUGACAUGUCUAUUGUCCUGCCAGCUUCAGGUGCCAACAGAGAAGACUAUGUCAUCUACUGCAUAGCACUCUUCUGCUUUCAGGUGUGUGUGUAUGUGUGUGCGUGUGUGUAUGUGUGGGUGGGUGAGGGAGAGAGACGGAUGGACAUAAAGAACGAGACCGAAAGAAAGAGAGCGAGAGGUCACAGCUAUCUAUCUGUCAGUCUUAUUUUGUUAUGGUUUCCUGUGUUCAGGAGAAGUAAUGCUGGUGUGUUUUACCUGUUGUUGUGUUUCUAGGUGUGUAUGCUGUGUUCUGCAGGGUAUCACAUGUUCUCCUGCCACCUCUCAGAGAAGACGUGUCACCGCUGGUUGGCGCUGGACUUCGUUGGAAUCUCUGUGGGAAUCCUGGGCUGUUACAUUCCAGGGGUCUUCUAUGCCUUCUACUGCAUCACUGUAUGUUGGACAAUAAUACAUUCCAUCAUUUGUUUUAUUUUUCACUCAUACUGUUUGUUUCUGUAAAGAUAUACUUGCGCAAACUGGCUCUGAAAUCCCAUCUCUUCUCCCCACAUAUCGUUCCCCGUUUCCUGUCUUCUACCCCCACCCUCUCUCAUCAAUAGUUCUGGAGACAGGUGUACCUGGUGACUGCUCUAGCGUUGAUAUUGGCUGUGUUCUUAGCUCAGAUCCACCCUCACUACCACUCUAAGGAGUGGCGACACCAGCGUACUGCCAUCUUCUGCUCUGUGGCUGGCUACGGGAUCAUCCCCGCCGGCCACUGGGUCUGGCUCAAUGAAGGCCUCGGCUCAGCUGUCGUCCAGGUGAGGCAGUAGAUUCCUGAAUUACAAUAUUAGGUAACACUUUAUUUGAAAUUGUGUUGACUUCAUAACACCUUCAUAAACAGUACAAUUAUGCAUCAGAGUCAAGUAUUGUUACCCUUACCAUCUGUUCUCUCUGUCUGCAGUUGUUCCUCCCUCGUGUGAUUGUGAUGUAUUUGAUAGCUGGAGCUGCCUUCCUCUUUUACAUCUCUAAAAUCCCAGAACGCUGCUUCCCAGGUGAGCCUUCAUGCUUGACACAUCGAUUUCACAAUACUACAAAUCACCUUGCAUAGAAAAGAACCUGUGUCAUGUGAAUAAGAUGAGUAAUUCUGCACCUUGUCUUGCUCAAAUUGAUUCCUUGAAAUGCGCUGGACAUUUGAAGUGACCUUGUGAUGCCCUUUGACCUCCACAGGUCAGCUGAACUAUCUGGGUGCCAGCCACCAGGUGUGGCAUGUCCUUGUGGUGUUCUUACUCUACUGGUGGCACCAGACUGCAGUGUAUAUCAUGAAAUUCAGACACAGCCAGCCCUGCCCUCCUCUCUACACCCAGCCUGGUCUGAUAGACUAGACGUAACAUAGUAA
Coregonus sp. 'balchen' is the source of this 1864-nucleotide messenger RNA. Lineage: Eukaryota; Metazoa; Chordata; Actinopteri; Salmoniformes; Salmonidae. The record is from the annotation of a GenBank genome assembly.